AUGUCCCUGUGCGAUCAUUAUGGACAAUUCCUCUCCAUGGAUUGGAACGGAGUCCCUCCUUUGUCCGUACUAUACAAGCGAUAUAUUGGUGCUUGUGCUUAUCAUAUCCGCAUUUUGGGUUCUCCGUGGUUCAAUGGCAAUUUAAUCAAGUGGCAAGGGGUGCGCACAAGUCGUCUUCGCAACAACUUCGCAACCCACUACUUCGUCAUGGGUUUCAACUGCGCAAUUACUUUUAUUGCCUGUAGCAAAAGGUUUGAGCUUCUUGAAUAUGCAUCCCAGGGCUUCGAAUGGGUAAACUAUCUAUCAUUCUAUGACACCUUUACUAUAUCAAAUGCGAGCCAAGGCAAGUACCUCGUACCCGCGAGUUCCAUGUGGCAGAGGCGCAGAGUCGAUGGCUGGGUUUUCGAGGCUCGAGCACAAUAUCCAAUUCCAAAACCGAUAUCUACCAUGGAUCAAGUUGUCGAAGCAUUGUAG
Molecule: messenger RNA, 474 nt
Organism: Laccaria bicolor S238N-H82
Lineage: Eukaryota; Fungi; Basidiomycota; Agaricomycetes; Agaricales; Hydnangiaceae
Exons: 4
Coding region: 1-474 (157 amino acids)
Source: RefSeq, a predicted model, not a curated record